AUGGUUAUGCUCGUGUCGCGCGCUGUAGCUACGGAGCAGGCCCUGUUUCCAUUAUCAUCAAGCUUUCAGAACUGGACAACAUUCUCUGGAGAUUCCCACCCUUUCCCCCUCAAUGACUCGACGUUCAGGCCGACCCAUGAGAUGUCGGGGUCAGUUCACACCUACGCCCCUGCGCCCGACGGCAGGCCUUCCAUGAAAGCACACUACCCGAAGGGGUCGUACAGACCUGACGCCGAUCCCAGGGGUGGUAUGUCAUUUUACGCACCUGGACCAGCGUCCGUUAACCUCUCUACCGCGACGCAUGCUACAUUUGCAUACUCCGUGUGGUUUCCUGCUGGAUUUAACUUUGUCAUGGGCGGGAAGCUCCCAGGAUUCUACGGCGGAGAGAAUGAAACGGUUGCAAUGACCUGUUCCGGGGGGAGCAGAAACACCGCGUGCUUUUCGGCGCGCCUGAUGUGGCGAACCAAUGGUACUGGGGAGAUGUACACAUACCUCCCUCCAGCCAAUGAAACGGGUUUCUCUGCAAACGGCAAGUUAUGCACAUUGCCGGAUUCAGAUUGCAAUGAUACGUUCGGGGCUUCUAUUGGGAGAGGCAACUAUACUUGGACGCCUGGGCAAUGGACCACUGUCGCUGAGCGCGUGAAACUCAACGACGUUGGAAAGGCAAACGGAGAGUUAGAACUCUUCUUAGAUGGGACGAGUGUGAUCAGCGUCAAUGGUUUGGUUCUACGAGGUACGAACCAAGGGAGGAUAAGAGGCCUUCAGAUGCAGACCUUUUUUGGAGGUCAUACCCCGGACUGGGCUACCCCAAUAGAUCAAGAUGUUUAUUUUUCUGAUUUCUCUGUCGCAAUUCUCAGCACUCAGGCUGCUUCGAAGUCAAAUGCGCAUCCAAAACUUACCAAAUGGACCAUAUACCUUUCGAUGAGCUGUUGGGUCGCUUUCUCGGUCAUUUCGGUGUUCUGA
Molecule: messenger RNA, 963 nt
Organism: Laccaria bicolor S238N-H82
Lineage: Eukaryota; Fungi; Basidiomycota; Agaricomycetes; Agaricales; Hydnangiaceae
Product: polysaccharide lyase family 14 protein
Exons: 3
Coding region: 1-963 (320 amino acids)
Source: RefSeq, a predicted model, not a curated record